Molecule: messenger RNA, 1270 nt
Organism: Eutrema salsugineum
Lineage: Eukaryota; Viridiplantae; Streptophyta; Magnoliopsida; Brassicales; Brassicaceae
Product: cytosolic sulfotransferase 18
Exons: 1
Coding region: 61-1095 (344 amino acids)
Biological process (GO): sulfation
Cellular component (GO): cytoplasm
Molecular function (GO): aromatic desulfoglucosinolate sulfotransferase activity
Source: RefSeq, a predicted model, not a curated record
CUCUUUAUCACCCACAGAACAGAACAAGUACUCAAAAAUCCUCCUCUUUCUCUAUCUCCAAUGGAAGCAGAGCCCCAAACCAAAACGACCAUACCAAACCAGGAUGAGACCGAGACAGAGUCAACAGAGUUCGUGAAGAACCAGAAACGGUACCAAGAACUUAUCUCCACGUUUCCUCACGAGAAAGGCUGGAGGCCAAAAGAUCCCUUUAUCGAGUACGGUGGUCACUGGUGGCUACAACCUCUCCUCGAAGGUUGUCUUCACGCGCAAGAAUUCUUUCAAGCGCGACCUAAAGACUUCUUCGUCUGUAGCUACCCAAAGACAGGUACCACUUGGCUCAAAGCCCUAACUUUCGCCAUCGCCAAUCGAUCCCGCUUCGACGAUUCCUCCAACCCUCUCCUAAAACGUAACCCUCACGAGUUUGUUCCUUACAUCGAGAUCGAUUUCCCUUUCUUCCCUGAAGUAGAUGUUCUCAACGACAAAGGGAACACUCUGUUUUCGACUCAUAUCCCACACGCGUCAUUACCCGAUUCGAUCAUAAAAUCGGGUUGCAAGAUGGUUUACAUAUGGAGAGACCCCAAGGACACUUUCAUCUCCAUGUGGACUUUCCUCCACAAGGAAAAAUCAGAGCUUGGACCACUCAACAAUCUCGAGGAGUCUUUUGAUAUGUUCUGCCGAGGACUGUCUGGGUACGGUCCUUAUCUAGAUCAUGUCUUGGCGUAUUGGAAAGCUUACCAAGAGAAUCCAGAUCAGAUUUUGUUCCUCAAGUACGAGACUAUGAGAGCUGAUCCUUUGCCGUAUGUGAAGAAACUAGCUGAGUUCAUGGGCUAUGGAUUCACAGCGGAGGAAGAGGAGAAAGGGGUUGCUGAGAAAGUUGUGAGUCUUUGCAGCUUCGAGACAUUGAAGAAUCUUGAAGCUAACAAAGGGGAGAAAGAGAGAGAGGAUCGUGCUGCUGUUUAUGCGAAUAGCGCGUAUUUCAGGAAAGGGAAGGUUGGAGAUUGGGCGAAUUAUCUGACUCCAGAGAUGGCUGCUCGUAUCGAUGGAAUAAUGGAAGAGAAAUUCAAAGAUACCGGUUUGCUUGAACAUGGUAAAUGACUGUGUUCUUGUUCCGAGAACUGAUUGAUCUUUAUAUGCUUGUUUACAGCAGACGUUUGCUUCUUUUGUCACUUUGAUUCCAUAAUGUAAUUGUUAUUUAUUGGAAUAAUAAUCAAUCUUGCUUCUGUUUUAUACAAAGUGUAUGUUUUCUAUAAAAGGAAUGUGUUUUGUACUA